Protopterus annectens (West African lungfish) is the source of this 2090-nucleotide messenger RNA. RefSeq names its product Ly1 antibody reactive (gene LYAR). The record is from RefSeq and is a predicted model, not a curated record. The transcript has 9 exons. Gene Ontology annotation, molecular function: DNA binding. Gene Ontology annotation, biological process: negative regulation of transcription by RNA polymerase II; rRNA processing. Lineage: Eukaryota; Metazoa; Chordata; Ceratodontiformes; Protopteridae. Bases 389 to 1675 code for a protein of 428 amino acids. Gene Ontology annotation, cellular component: nucleolus.
CUUGUUGGCCAUUCAUGUAGUUUCUGCGUCCUUUACUUUUAAGCUGUGAAGUUUCGUUUUCUAUUCUUUUGAUGUUCUUAGAAGCAUGCUGAUUUUACCUCUCUGUCUAGUCUAAAAGUUGUUUUUUUUUGUUGUUAAAUGUUUGAGUAACACAGUUAGUCAGUAAUGCUAGGCAUUACAGUUUCCCAUGUCUUAUGUUACUAUGGGUUGGUGUAAAACACGUUAAAUUAUUUUGAAGUGCCUCAGAGUACUUGGUAAUUGUUCCUGAUCUUCACAAUUCUCAAGGAAAUCCGUUGAGUUAUCGUCGAAGGGAGAGUAGCAACUUGUUGGAUGGAAAUCUUCUAGCAUCUGUUGUUCCCAGAGAAGUCAGAUGUCAGAGUAGAUCAGAAUGGUCUUCUUCAUAUGCAAUGGAUGUGGAGAAUCUGUAAAGAAAGCUCAAGCAGAAAAACAUAAAUACAUCUGCAGAAACUGCACAUGCCUUUCUUGUAUUGACUGUGGUAAAGACUUCUGGGGUGAAGCAUACAAAACCCAUGUAAAGUGCAUCAGUGAAGAUCAGAAGUAUGGUGGAAAAGGCUAUGAAGCGAAAGCCAACAAAGGAGAUGUUAAACAACAGCAAUGGAUACAGAAAGUUCAUGAAGCAAUCAACAAACAAAAUGUAAAUCCAAAAGUGCGCAGCAUCUUAAAACAGAUAGAGUUUUAUGAUAACAUACCAAGGAAGAAAGCAAAGUUUCAGAAUUGGAUGAAAAAUAGCCUAAAGAUUUCUAAUGCAGAUUUACAAGAUCAGGUGUGGGAAGUAUUCUCUGCAGCUGUGAACAGCGAAUCAUCUAAUCAACAGCAAGGGAAUAAACACCAAGUUUCAGAAAGUCCUCCUGCAGAUACUGAUGAUGGGGAAGAGCUGGUGUCAGAAGAGGAAUCACAAGACUGUAAGGGUGACAAAAAAGAAGAAAUCCAGAAAAAGAAAAAGGAAAGAAAAGAAUCGCAUUUUGAAAACCAAGACUUUGAUACUGAAAAGAUCGAACAUAAAAUACACAGUGUAGAAAAUGGGGUUUCUGAAAGAGAUACUGAUAAAAACAGUGAAGGAGACAGACACUCUGCAAAAAAGAAGAAAAAACGAAAAAGGCAAGACAGCCAAAAUCAAGAGGAUUCGAAAGAAAGUAUAGAAACUAGUGUGAUAGGUAAGAUGACAGAAGAAAUGGCAGAUGAAAGUAUGAAAAACACUGAAACAGAGAAAAAGAAGAAGAAAAACAAAAAGAAGACACAGCUUGAAGAUGAGAUUGCAGACAUUAGUUUUGAAGCACGGAGAGUAGAGGAAGAUAUUUCAUCACAUAAAAAGCAUAGAAAACACAAAAAUAAAAGACAAGAAGAUGAAUCAGACGGACCACUGGUUAGUCAGAAUCUUGAAGACCAUGACAGCAGCACGGUAGUAGAAGAAAAUGAAGAGGAGCAACGAGGCAAAUUUAACUGGAAGGGAACAAUUAAGGCUGUUUUAAAGAAAGCCCCAGAUAAUGAAUUAUCAAUCAAGAAACUGAAAAAGAAGGUUUUAGCUCAGUAUUAUACUGUGACUGGAGAUGCCAACUGGAGGACUGAAAAUGAGGUUUUGUCCAUUUUUAAUAAGAAAAUCAAAAGCAACCCUAAAUUUAAAGUUUUUAAAGAUAAAGUAAAACUUGCUAGAUAGACUACACAUAGCUCACUGGAAAUCGGUACUGUAUUUCUGAAUGUGCGAUCAAGCAACAGAAGUAAAUCUGGAAAGUAUGUGAACUCGUUUGUAAUCAGUAUGCUGCUGUACUUCUCAGAAGUAUGAGACAGAAUGCAUGUUUGAUUUUACAUGGACCACUUACAGUGUCAUUUCCCAUUCUACAAGAGUACAUACUUUGAACAUCUUGAUUGGCUGCUUAAAAUGUAUGUAAUCAUUUUAAAAUAAUGUUUGCGCUUUGAUAUGUCCUCAACUUAGCCACUGGCUGUUAGCUCCUCUGCUUUUCCUUACUGAGACAUUAUUUUUGGAAAAGUUUAGUAGAUGUAUUAAAAUGACCUGAUGUGCUGUACAGCAGGGUUUCCUGGAAUAAAAUAAAUAAUUUUAUGUGAUAUAAUGA